GUUGGGACCUCACAGUGUCUCUGAGCGCCUGUGUGUGUAUGUCUUUGUGAGUGUGUGUGUGUGUGUGUGUGUGUGCACUUGCAUUUUUUAAAUACAACAAUGCUGCAUAACCCAUGGGUGGCUACUUACCUGAAACAUGUCAAGUUUUUUGAGCAAGGCAUCACAGUCGACAGAUUUGCGUCGUCUCUCCUCAAGAAAAGAUCACACAGUUUUGAUAUUGAUCGCCCUCCCACACAUAAGGCUGAACUAGUGAAGAGUGCCUCUGACAUCGAUGCCAACCUCCGAGCCAUCCUACCCAAGGUUUCGGAACUACGGAAGCACUUUGAAACAACAAAGUCAAGUGAAUCAGAAAUGAACAGGAAAGAGCGCAUUGCUCGGAGAUUAGAGGGAAUCGAAGCAGAUGCCCCACCUGCUCUUGUUCCCAGCAUGCAACACGUCCCUGGGCUGGUGGCCAAUCGGCUGUUGGAGGAGGACACGCCCCGCUACAUGCGGGCGUCAGACCCAUGCGACCCAGGAAUUAUGGUGCGGCGUUACGCUGGCGAUGAGGGUUCCACUACAGACCGUCAGUCUCGUGCUCGGAACCGCGGGGAGCCUGCCGGUUCCUCUCAGGAAGGGUCUAUUCAGCAGGGGGCGCCCUCGGACGCGAUCCCAGCUCUGGUGGGGAGCACCAAGGCCGAGAGGAUAGCGCGGUACAAGGCAGAACGCCGCCGCCAGCUCUCGGAACGCUAUGGAAUCCUCCUGGACCAGGAGGCGGAGCCAGAACGCCAUCCUCGCCAGUCGCACUCACGCAGGGAGGGGAGGAGCCAAGCCCAGGAGGACGAGGAGGCGCGUAGCCGCGGCGAUGAGAGGAGUCGCCCGCAGUACAGCCAAUCGGGCGUGGGGCGUGUGUUCAUGCCGGCCAAUCCUGACCCUACCCCAGCGGAACCCCUCCCACCUGAGAGAGGAAAACGAGGCUCGUUCUCUGAGCGCGAGCGCGUGCUGAAUGUGGAGAACCACAGACGCGGAAGCCGCACGCGCCAGCCACCGCCAGAGGAUGCACCCGUCGUCAUGGAGACGACACUGGGCAGAGGGGUGAUGGCGGUGCCCAGCUCUCCGCGCACGGCUAGGCGGGCAUCACUCCCCUCCACACGCCAGGGCAUCUCCCCCGGGGACCUGUUCAUAGAGCAGCAGGCGCAAAACAUCCUCAGCAGACAGGGCUUGGCGACUCUGUCCCAAAGCGACUGGAGUCUCGUUCAAGACUCCGACAGCAACACUCACUCCCACAUCAACUGGCCCUCCAGAAUCCGGUUCAGGGAGAGGCAGGCGAGAGACGAUCGGGGUUCAGAUGCCGGGUCGGAUCCCCCAGGCCCACGGCGACACCCUACAGUUAUCCCCACUCAUCGCAUUACCUACUUAAUCUUAAUGGAAGUAGCCAGCGCCCCCCCCAGCACCGAAGGCCAAUCCACCAGCCCCCCCGGAAGCCUGGUAGAAAACCCCCAGCCAGAACCCCCAAAACCCAGCUAUGAACCCCCAAACUAUCAACGCACAGGCAGUGCUGAACCUCCGAGAUACCAACACCAUCCUGCUGUUGAUAGUCCACACUACCAACAUACACCAAGCUAUGAACCCCUAAGCUACCAGCGCACGCCGAGCACUGAACCCCCCCACUACCAGCGAACCCCGAGCGCUGAACCCCCCCACUACCAGCGAACCCCGAGCGCUGAGCCGCCAGUUUACCAGCGCGGUGCCAACACCAAUCCCCCAGGCUACCCUGACCCGAAUGCUCCACAUCAGCUAUCUUUCAGCAUUGCUCACCCCGUGGAUCCACACUUCACCUCUUACAAACACCCUCCUGCCCAGGCUCACGGUCACACACCCCAACCCCCUGCUCAGGUUCCUAGUUACACAUCCCACCAUGGCCCACAGGCCUCGCUUCCACCGCACGCCCCCACAGAGCCCGCGGAACCUCAGGGCUACCCAUUUUCCUCCUCUGUGAGGCAUGUGGUGGGCCCGGGAGAGUUCCGGCACAGGACUAGCACAGACUACCAGACGAGAGAACCUCAACAACACAACUAUCAAAGGAGGGAGCUUCAGAAAGACCUUCAACACAGAGAACCACAAAGAGAAGACAACCAGAGGAGGGAACCUCAACGACAAGAUUAUCAAAUAAGGAAACCUCAACAACACGACUAUCAAAGAAGGGACUCUCAACAAGACGAUUACCACCGGAGGGAAUCUCAAAGAGAUCUUCGACAGCAAGAACCACAAAAAGAAGACUACCAAAGGAGGGAACUUCAACGAGACGUUUAUCAAAGGAGGGAGCCUCAACAAGAACCUCAACGACACAAUUAUGAAAGGAAGGAACCUCAACAAGUGGACUUUCAGAGAAGGGAACCUCAAAGAGCUGAGACCCAGAGAGAAGACCAUCAGAGGAGGGAUCACUAUGGGGGACUGCCUCAAAGUGGCCUGGGUCAAAGAGGGGAGGACCAUCAGAGAAGAGAUGCCCACAGAGGGGACUAUCAAACAUGGGUACCCCACAGGGCAGAGCCACAGCGGAUGGAGGUCUCAAGGGGGGAUUUUCAGAUAGAAUCCUCAAGACCGGAACCUCAAAGAGCAGAACCCAAAAGGGGGGAGUCCAAGGAGUCCAAGGAGGGAGAACAUCAGAAAAGGGAAAUCCUGAGAGGGGAGCCCCAUAGAGUGGGGCCUCCUCCUCAUGGAGAAACUCCGCAAGGAGAACCUCUGAGAGACCCCCAAAGAGGACAACCAGAGACAGGAGAAUCCCAGAGAGGAGAACUUCAGAGAAAACCCCUGAGAGGAGAACCUGAGACAGAACUUCAUAGAGGAGAACCUGAGACAAGAGAACAUAAGAGAGGAGAACCUCACAGAGGGGAAUGUCAUAGAGAACCACAAAGAGCAGAACCCCAGAGAGAACCUCAGGGAGGAGAACCUCAGAAAGCGGAACUGCAACAAGGGGUCCGAACUGACCAGCACACCGAGGGCCUGCUCCGGAGCAGGAAGGCCGUUCUCCCCUCUGAGAUCCGUCGUCGUGAGCGAAGCAGUGAUGAUCCCGCACGUUCCCAAGGAGAUGAACAGGGCAGUCCCAGGAUUGGCCAGUCAGAUGAGCUGGAGGGUCAAGGCAGGAGGAGGAUUAGCCAAUCAGAUGAGGGAGAAGGACAUGUUCGUAGGAGGAGGAUCAGCCAAUCAGAUGAGGGAGAAGGACAUGUUCGGAGGAGGAGGAUCAGCCAAUCGGAUGAAAAGGAGGCACCCGUAAGGAGGAGACGAAUCAGCCAGGAGGAUGGAGAAGCCCGUCGUGUGAGGACAGUGAGCCAAUCAGAGGAGGAAGGGCAAACCAGUCGCGUGAGGAGAAUCAGCCAGAAUCAGUCAGAAGAGGACUGGGAGAUGCGAGACCAUGGGCAACCACUGGGCAGUCAAGACAUCGCCGAUGAAACCCUAAUGGACACUACGCCCCCUCAACUCCAGCCAGCCAAUGAGGAGGACCGAAGUGUAGCUUCCCCUAGAAGCCCCGCCUCCCCGCCAGAGAGACCGCGGCGGUCUGGAGGGGAGCUCAAGCCCAAGAUCCGCAUGCGCUCCAUGUCUGACAUCGGGGUGACUCAACGCUCUGCCGUGUACCGAAGCCUGGAGCGAGCUGCCACCCGGGAGGCAGCUACGGUGGGGCCUGUUGCCAGGGAGAUGGGCGGAGUGGCCAAUGGCGAGGUAGGAGGCCUGGACACGCGGGUCUCCGUAGCAAAGCUGAGACACUCGUACCUGGAGAACGCCUCCGGACGCCGACCCGAGCUUGAUGUGAAGGUGGACCCGGCGGCAGUGGUGGUUGCCGUGGCGGCGGAGGGCGAGAUGCCGAUGGCUGAUUGGGAGAGAGGCACUCGUCGCCCCCGCCGAUACAUCACCCCGGGAGACGACAGGAAGUCCUCAGAGAGGUUCCACACUCAACCAAUCACCUCUGCCGAACGGCUGGAGUCCGACAGGUCCCGGUUGAGUCCUACUCAACUCCAGAACAAUGAAGCAGAUGAGGAGAAGUUGGAUGAGAGGGCAAAGAUGAGUGUGGCUGCAAAGAGGUCCCUCUUCAGGGAGUUGGAGCGGAGUGCGGAGGUCAUCCCGAAGCCUCGGUCUCGUAAUGCAGCCGUGGAGCGGCGUUUUCGCCGAGCCCUGGAGCGCUCCCACACCCAGCCCGUCACCCCACAGGAAGUGGUCAUCGCCACCACGUGCACUGCACCAGCCGUGCCCCUGGUCCCUGUACAGACUACACUUCCCAGAAUCCCCAGCCCUGCUCUAGUCAGCACCACCACCAACAGCUUCAGCCUACAAGCUGCUGCUUCAGCUCAUGGUUCGACCUCGAAGGAACAAGAGAAAGAGGCUCUGCCCAGAGAGGUGGUGCCUAGUGAGGAAGAGGCGGGACCAGAUGCAGAAGAGGCGGGGCCAGAUGAGCCUGACAUAUCGACUCUCAGCCUUGCUGAGAAGAUGGCGCUGUUCAACCGCAUAUCACAGGCUGGAGCCCGCCCCCCUGAUGCCAAAGCCCGCCGUGGACAAGCCCGCUUCCAGACUCAGCCAAUCACACAAGAGGAGGUGCUAAAGGAACUAGAGCAGGAAGUCCCACCCACUGCUGUCACAGAGCCCACCCCUGUAACUCUAGAGCAACCACAGGGAGAGCAAAUCAAGCUAGAGCCUCUUUCAGCAUCUCUGGUGCGUUCUGUUGCCGUGGCGAGCUCCCAGGCUUCUGUUGCCACGGUGCCCGCUGCAUCCACAGCGACUGCUGGCGAUGCCCACCUGGAGAAGCCACCACUGCCGCUGUACAGCCCGCCCCCUCAGCCAUCACCCAAUGAGAGAGCACCCCCACCCCCCUACCCCAAACCACAAGCUCCUCUGUACUCACUACUGCCCCAAGUGCCCCAGCAACAACUGCCCCAGCCUCAAUUGUCCCAGCCCCAAUUGCCCCCGGCCCAGACUCAGCCCCCUCCGCCCACUUACCCUAAACCACAGGCCCCGCAAUACGGCCAACUGCCAUCGGCCCAAACCCUGCCCCCACCCCCCACCUACCCCAAACCAGUGCCCCCUGCUGGGUAUCCUCAGCCGCCCCCAGCCCAGCCCCCAGUUGCCCCCAAGCAGCCCCCGGCGCCCCAGCCCAAGCCCCAGUCCUACGUGCUGCCACCCCCAGAGGACCUCCAGGGUGCCCCAGGGCCCAGCCAGGUGAGCCCCAAGCAGGCCAGGAUCGCCGCCACACAGGCCCCCCCUCCACCCAGCACCAGGGUCCCACAGCCUGCGUCUGCUGAGGACAUGAGCGCCUUAUCCAUCAAGGAGAGGUUGGCUCUCCUGAAGAAGAGUGGUGAGGAGGAUUGGAAGAACAGAAUCAAUAAGAAACAGGAAGUUGCUCAGGAAGUGGUAUCUGCUAGCGACGGCAAUGCCCAAAUAUGGCAGGAGCAAGGCUCCAGGAAGAAGGAACCAGUCUUUGCUGCUAUGUACUCUCCUCCUCCUGUUGAGCAGCAGUUCAAUCAGCCUGCAGGAGAUGAGAUGGGGGAGGGGAAGAUGUCAAUCGAGGAAAGGAAGCAGAUGAUCUGUACACGGGAGGAGGCGUGGCAAAGCACAGGCAGGGGCGUGGCCAAUGACUCCAGCCAAUACACAGUAGCUGCACGUAUGGUGAAGAAAGGUCUGGCUGCAUCGUCCUCCAUCAUCAGCCCCAUCCUGUCUCCUGUCUCGACCAAAUUCAAAGGCAGCAGCCCCACUGUCGGCAAACCCCAGGAAGAACUGGAGGCUCAGCCUGACAUGGAGUCUGAUAAGAAGUUGGACAAGUUGGAGGCUUUCAUUGGACGCAUCAACAGCAGAGUGUCAGAGCUCCAGGAGACGACCCUGACUGUCACAGAGCGAGCUGUAAAGGAAGUGAUGCGUCUGGAUGAUGAGGUCUUCUCCAAGUUCUACCGCCACGUUACUGAGCUGCCACGCUCACCAGGACGCAUUCAUAUCGAUGAUGAUUUUGAUGCCAUCUUUGGCAAGCAGACGCCAAAGCUGACCUCAGCGAUGGUGCAGCACAAGCGUGCGGUGCGUCCGUCCCGGAACGUCCAGUCGUCCAGGAACCCUCUGAGGAUGCUGGCGGCCCGCCAGGACAUUCGCCACGAAUACACCGAGCAGCGGCUCAACAUCGCACAGCUGGAGAGCAGGAGGAUGAAGCAGAAAACGGUCAGCAUGACUAAGAGCUGCAGCCUGUCGGACGCGGCGCUGGCUGGACUGGCCAGUAAGGAGAACUUCAGCAGUGUCAGCCUCCGUAGCGCCUCAGUCUCCGAGCAGCUCACCAACAACAGCGCUGCCCCAUACAGGAAGACCAUGCUACUGCACAUCAAAGGUCGGCGCCAUGUGCAGACGCGUUUGGUGGAGCCGCGUCGGUCAUCUCUGAACAGCGGAGACUGCUUCCUGCUCAUCACCUCUGAACUCUGCUGCGUCUGGAUCGGAGAAUUCUCCAACGUCAUCGAGAGAGCCAAGGUGUCAGAGCUGGCCAACUUCAUCCAAACCAACCAUGACCUGGGUUGCCGAGCAACUGAGGUUGUCACCCUUGAGGAGGGGGUCAAUGCCCAGGGAGCAGUUGCUACGGAGUUCUGGAAGGUUCUGGGAGGAUUGGCCCCUUAUCAAUCUGCGGGCCCUGCAGAGGAGGAUGAGCUGUUUGAGAGCGCCAUCGUUGAGACCAACUGCAUCUUCAGGCUGGUUGAGGACAGACUGCUGCCUGAUGAUGAUUACUGGGGAAGAGUCCCUCACUGCGCCCUGCUCGACUCCAAAGAGGUGCUGGUGUUUGACUUUGGCAGUGAGGUGUACGUGUGGCAUGGCCGUGAGGUGACGCUGGCCCAGAGGAAGGUGGCCUUCCAGCUGGCCAAGCACCUGUGGAACGGAACCUUCGACUACACCAACUGUGACAUCAACCCCCUGGACCCGGGGGGCUGCAACAAACUCAUCCCCAGGAAGGGCCAGGGCCGGCCUGACUGGGCGAUUUUCGGCCGCCUCACGGAGCACAACGAGACGACUCUGUUUAAGGAGAAGUUCCAGGACUGGAGGGAGACCCACAGGGCCGACCCCGACCAGCCCAGCACAGAACAGGUUGAAGUGAGCGGUAAAGAGGCUGGCGUGGCUCCGUGUGCGUACGACGUGCGUUUGAUGCUCCCCCUGCUGCAGAGCCCCGUCAGCACACGACUAGAUGGCCAGGACAUCGGCCGUGGACAUGGACGCGUCCAGGGGGGAGAGGAGGAUGGGCUGCGUAGUCUGGAGGUGAGCACCACCAGUGUGGAGGCGUGGCACGUCCUGGAGUUCGACUACAGUCGUCUGCCCCGCCAGAGCGUCGGACAGUUCCACGAGGGGGACGCAUACGUGGUCAAGUGGAAGUACAUGGUCACCUCUGCAGUGGGCAGUCGUCAGCGUCCGGAUCAGGUGCGCAGCGCCCCCGCUGGCCGAGAGAAGUGCUGCUACUUCUUCUGGCAGGGCAGGCACUCCUCAGUCAGCGAGAAGGGAACCUCGGCACUCAUGACCAUCCAACUAGAUGAGGAGAGGGGGCCACAGGUCCAGGUGCAGCAGGGUAAAGAGCCUCCAUGUUUCCUGCAGUGUUUUAACGGAGGGAUGGUGGUGCAUGCUGGGAAACGAGAGGAAGAGGAGGAGAACAUCCAGAAUGAGUGGCGGCUGUACUGUGUGCGUGGGGAGGUGCCGGUGGAGGGCCACCUGCUGGAGGUGGCUUGUCACUGCAGCUCCCUGCGCUCCCGCUCCUCCCUGGUGCUGCUGGGGAUCCAGCAGGCCCACAUCUACCUGUGGCACGGCGUGGUGGCUCAGACACACACGCCGCUUGGGCGCUCGCACCGGGCCAAGAUUAAAGAACAACGACCACUGGAGGCGGGGCUUCAUAGCAGCUGUCAGGUGACCAUCCAUGAGUGUGAGGAGGGGGAGGAGCCUCUGGGCUUCUGGGAGGCUCUCGGACGCAAGGACCGCAAGGCCUACGACUGCAUGCUGCAGGACCCUGGGAAGUUUGACUUUACCCCGCGUGUGUUCCUGCUGAGCAGCUCGUCGGGGGAGUUUGUGGCGCGCGAGCUCUUCCACCCCUCCCAGGCCCCUGGCCUUGUCAGCUCCCAGCCCUGCCUUCAGGAGGACCUCUACUCUGCUCCCCAGCCAGCUCUGUUCCUGGUGGAUAACUUCCAUGAGGUGUACCUGUGGCAGGGCUGGUGGCCUCAGGACUCUGAGAGCCCUGGCUCCGCCCACAUCCGCUGGGAUGCAGACAGGAAGUGCGCCAUGGAAACCGUGCUGCAGUACUGCCGAGCUAAGAGUGAGAAAGCUGCUGUCCCUAAGGCGUACCUGGUCCACGCUGGUCUGGAACCGCUGACCUUCACCAACAUGUUCCCCAGCUGGGAGCACCGCCAGGACAUCGCCCACAUCACAGAGAAGGAGGCAGAGGUGUGUAAUCAGAUCAUCCUGGUGGAGGACGUCCUUGCCCGCUUGUGCCAGAACACCUACCCUCUCUCUGCCCUGAAGACACGCCCCCUUCCCCAGGGAGUCGACCCCCUACGCCUGGAGAUCUACCUAUCAGAGGAGGACUUUGAGGAGGCCUUGGAUAUAAAGAGGGAGGAGUUUGAAGCUCUGCCUGGCUGGAAACAGGUCAACUUGAAGAAAGCCAAAGGACUCUUUUAGCAACCUGGCAACAAUUGCCAUGGAGACGUGACUGUAAAGCACUGGGUGGGGCCUGAGGCUGAUGAUGCCCAGAUGCCCCGCCCACCCAUCAAGAUGACUUCCUGUCACAAUGCCAUGCACGCACAGACAGAGCAGGCUGCUCCUGGAUUUAUUUACUAGAGAUUUUACAGAGUGUGUGACUGAGGGGUGUGUGUGUGUGUGUGUGUGUGUGUGUGUGUGUGUGUGUGUCUGAGUGACCUUGAUUUGUGCUUGGCUCAGCUUCUGUGUGCUACUGGGAGUGAAAGUCGCAAUUGAAACACGCUUGUAACAAUCACACAUAUUUAUCCAGCCUGAUCAGCCUCUCACACUGGCCCCAGGGCAACCCUAUACAGCUGGCUGCAGACCUAGGGGCUAUGUUUCCAACCUGGCAACCCCGUACAGCUGGCGGCAGACCUAGCAACCCUAUACAGCUGGCUGCAGAUCUAGGGGCUAUGUUUCCAACCUGGCAACCCUGUACAGCUGGCUGCAGACCUAGGGGCUUUGUUUCCAACCUGGCAACCCUAUACAGCUGGCUGCAGACCUAGGGGCUAUGUUUCCAACUUGGCAACCCUGUCGCAAUGACUGCAGCCAUUGAUGGUGGUGUAUUUUUCCAUCCUGGCAAUCCUGCAGCACUGGCUGCAGCCCUCAAGGGCAGUGUAUUUGUUCAACCUGGCAACCCUGUCGCAAUGACUGCAGCCAUUGAUGGUGGUGUAUUUUUCCAUCCUGGCAACCCUGUAGCACUGGUUACAGCCAUUAAAGGGGGGUUAUUUUUCCAACCUGGCAACCCUGUUGCACUGGUUGCAGCCCUCGAGUGGAGUGUGUUUUUCAAACCUGGCACCCCUGCAACCCCCAAGGGGUGUGCAGACCGUCACUACCAGCCAGGAGGAAGCAUACAACUCCACUGUCUCAGUUAGCACACAGCUCCACUGUUCCAAUGUCUCAGUUAGCCUACAGCUCCACUGUCUCAGUUAGCAUACAGCUCCACUGUUAGCAUACAGCUCCACUGCCUCAGUUAGCAUACAGCUCCCAGCUCCACUGUUAGCAUACAGCUCCACUGCCUCAGUUAGCCUACUGCUCCACUGUUAGCAUACAGCUUCAUUGUCUCAGUUAGCGUACUGCUCCACUGUUAGUGUACAGCUCCACUGUCUCAGUUAGCGUACAGCUCCACUGUCUCAGGUAGAGGAAGCGUACAGCUCUCUGUGUGUUAACCAAUCACAAUUAAAUGAAGUCUAGAGUUUUGUGAGUAUUAACCAAUCACCGUCGAAUGAAGUCUACAGUUCUGUGUGAAUUAACCAAUCACAUUUGAAGAGAGGCUCCGAUCUCCGCCCUGCUGGGAUGAACCUCUCACCCUGGCCCCCAAGGUCAGAGGUCAUGACCUCUGCCCCCUCUGACGCUGAGCGCAGUGCUGAGGUCACAUCCUGUGUGUUUUGGAGCUGAAGUGUAACUGUGUAAUACAACUAGAGGUGUCUAAGUGUGUGUCAGUGUGUCAGAGAGCAGGGCGCAGCUGCAGCACCAACACUGGAGACCCUCUUCCUCCUCUGCUUUACUUUACUCUCUCUGUCUCCAAACCAGUUUACAUGCAAGUGUGUGUCCUUUUUUGUUGUGCACCUAACCGCCAGCUCUCCUAGACGAGGCCCCUGGUGCGGGUGUAGAGUGUUUUGAGUGGAGGAGGGUGUGGGUGUAGAGUGUUUUGGGUGGAGGAGGGUGUGAGUGGAGGAGGGUGCGGGUGUAGAGUGUUUUGGGUGGAGGUAAGAUGUCCUGUAUAGUGCCUUGCUCCGUGUACAGUUUAUAUACAGAAACACUCCUCUAGUCUAAGUCUGCAUUUCUCGGACUUUCUUUGUGAUAAAAUAGUGAUUAAAUAAAUAAACAAAUAAAUAAAUAAAGGAGGCAGUUUCAAACUU
Messenger RNA from Alosa alosa (allis shad), 10559 nucleotides. It is a transcript of the gene svilb, whose product is annotated as supervillin b. Gene Ontology annotation, cellular component: cytoplasm; actin cytoskeleton. The record is from RefSeq and is a predicted model, not a curated record. Gene Ontology annotation, molecular function: actin filament binding; phosphatidylinositol-4,5-bisphosphate binding. NCBI's taxonomy places the organism in Eukaryota, Metazoa, Chordata, Actinopteri, Clupeiformes, Clupeidae. Gene Ontology annotation, biological process: actin filament severing; barbed-end actin filament capping; actin polymerization or depolymerization.